This is a messenger RNA of Cuscuta europaea, 1143 nucleotides long. The record is from the annotation of a GenBank genome assembly. NCBI's taxonomy places the organism in Eukaryota, Viridiplantae, Streptophyta, Magnoliopsida, Solanales, Convolvulaceae.
UAGUAAAAUGGAUUACUUGACCUAUGUGGUCCGUAAACGCAGAUGAAAGAAUCCAAUCGCAAACCUAGCGGCGAAAAGAAGAAAUCACAAUCCGCUAUGGUCCGACCGGUCCAGCUUGGUCCGGUUUUCCCGUCCGGACCGGACUGUGAUUAUGAUGAUCUGCGCUCCUUUUUUACCCUCCCUUGACGCAAUCAAAUUUCUUUAGCUGCGAGUUUGGCUUGGGGUUUCUGUUCCAGUCUAGGGUUCCAGGUGCUUAUUCGGGAUGUCAAGAGUAUAUAUUGGAAACUUGGACCCAAGGGUCACUGAAACAGCGCUUGAAGAUGAGUUCCGUACUUAUGGAGUGAUCAGAAAUGUCUGGGUUGCAAGAAGGCCUCCUGGCUAUGCUUUCAUCGAUUUUGAUGACUCAAGAGACGCUCUGGAUGCAAUUCGGGGAGUGGAUGGUAAGAAUGGUUGGAGGGUUGAGCUUUCUCACAGUUCUAGAGAUGGAGGACGUGGAGUUGCUGGACGUGGAGGAGGACGUGGUCGAUCUGGUGGCUCUGAUUUGAAGUGCUAUGAGUGUGGUGAAGCUGGUCAUUUUGCUCGUGAAUGCCGUAUUCGUGGUGGAGGUGGAGGUGGAGUGAGGCGCCGUAGUCGCAGCCCACGUAGAUACCGUAGGAGCCCGAGCUAUGGUCGGAGCCGUGACAGGAGUUACAGUCCUCGUGGUCGUUCUCCUCGCCGCCGUAGUUUGUCUCCUCCUCGUGGACGUAGCUAUAGCCGAUCUCCUUACCGUGGACGAGAUGAAGUUCCCUAUGCAAACGGUAAUGGUGUGAGGGAUCGACACAGAAGCAGGAGCUGAGGGAGGAUGAGAGAAAAGACACUUACCAAAACAUCUGGAGUUGUGUUACUACUUUAGCUUGAACUACUACUAGAUCACAACUGUGUAAGUGGGGUCACUAUUUUGCUUCUGUUGGUGGAUUUGGUUCAACUUUCCUAUCUUUUGAUACCAACUGUGUAUUUGGUGUCAGUAGUUCGUGUUCUCUUAUGACAUUUACAUUUAUAUUUUUAUUAUUAUUGGUAGACGGGAUUGGAGCUAUGGUAGGUACUGUUUCUUAGUGAUAUAAUGUAUUUAAAAAGACACUGCUAAAAUGUUUUUUCUGUUUUUUG